CCCGUCCGAACGGCAGAGCGCCGCGUCUUCCCCGGCUCACGGCGCGCUUUCUCCCUCUGGUUCCGACGGCUCCGACUGAUGAUGGCACACCCACAAACAGUCACGCCACCCACCAGUUCCUGGAACAAAAAUAAAAAAACUUGGGAGGGCCCGGGCUUGGAACUGCGGGGGCAAAUGCGAGAGCUGGCCGUCCGCUGGGAACGUGAGCAAGUUCGCGGAUCGGUGGGAUUUUUUUAAGACUCAGAACGGGAGGACCGGCCACAGGAUUUGUCAGUUGAAUAAGAUCUGUGAGGAAUUUUAAACGCAAGGGCCCACAGAGAUAUAGAGAUAAAGAAAGUUCAGGAGGCCAGUCCACAUCCUCACGACUUAGCAAAGAUGGAUGCCAAGGAGAAGAAACAAGCCAGUUCUUUGAGCCAAUUCUCUUUGAUGAGUGACUUCUCAAAAGAGGAACCUCCAUAUUUCAGCAAUGAGGAAAGGAAUCUGAUACCAGUUUCAACAAAAUCCCCUGUUGGUGGGCCAAAGGCAAAAACAGCAGAAUAUGACCUCAACCUCCCACCGCUGAUUGAGGACUGGACCAUAGAGCACGUCAAAGACUGGCUAAUCAUUAGACUUAGAGUACCAGAGCAAAUUGCACAAAAUCUAUAUCACCAACAGUUGUCAGGAGCUUGCCUGGUCUCCUAUGAGAAACAGGACUUGUUAGAACUAGGUGUUCCACCAGCUCCAGCAAUACAAAUCAUACGACAGGUGGAGAAGUUCAGGAGGCAUUCGGAGACUUUUGAGCCAAGUGUGAGAACACCACUAAGUCAUUAUGAAGUCAGCAAAGGUGAACUAUGGAAAAGUACAGAGAUGCAGUUUGUGACAGGAAAUAUGGAUGAAUCCAUGGAAACUGAAACGGUGUCAUCAGAUUCCGGAAUUCAAAGUCUAAGCUCUACAGUGGAGAUGUUGCGGAGAGCAAGAAGCAGAAUAAGAUCUGUAAUAGAUCGGAAGACAACAAAUGACACACAAUUACAUACUGAAAUUACUGAAAGUGCAACAUUUCUACAAUUAAAGACGCCAAUAUGUCAGAUCCGGCCCUUUGACAAAAGCAACCCCAACAUCUUCUACAUACAGAAUGACAUUCUUCCUCCUGUAGCUGGUCCAAGUAAUCUCCUUGAUCCUGUGCAUGAGUACCAACUUCUGCCCAGUGCAGAUGAAGCCAGUGAAAGAGAGAUCCUUUAUGAAUUCACAAAAGAAGUAUUUAGUUUUGCUGCGAGCUGUAUGAAUUCACGAACCAAUGGCACAAUUCAUUUUGGAGUGAACAACCAGCAAGGACAGGGACAUGGUCAAGUAGUUGGACAGAACAUCACCUCUUUCAGUAAGUAUAAUGAAGCAUUUGAAUCAAGUUUGAGUGAAUACUUCGAAGUACAGAACGUAAAUGCUGCCAGAAUGUGCAUCAGGCCUCCAAAUUUCAUACAAGUUCACUCACAAGAUGGAACAACUUCUAACAAAUGGGUGAUUGAGGUUGAUGUAGUUCCAACAUAUUCAGAGACACAACAGAAUAUUUUCUAUACUCUAUUGAGUAUUGCAUCAACAGAAAAUAAACAACAAUGCAAAACUGAAUGCCUGUUUGUGCGGGAUGGCCUGAGGUCAAUCAACAUUUUAGCAGAUACUAAUCCUCGGAUAGUCCAAGAGAAGAUGAAAAGUUUGGCUGAUAAAGUCCAGUGUUGGGCUUCAGCACGAAAGGCAGCAGAAGAAAAGGAUGAAAAGCAACCCUCCCAAAGCCACCAGGGUCAAAGGUUAAAACAGCUGAUAACACGUGGAAGAGAUGCAUUCGAGAAUUCCCUUCAAGUUAUUGUUGUCACAGACAAAUGUCAUUCAAGCCAACUUGAGCACUUGGAUUUUCUGAAAGAGAUUAAGUUGUUUGCAGUACUCGAUUUUGACCCAGAGUCUGAUGUGAAUGGAACAUGCAGUUUUUACAGAGGAGAUCGUAUAGCCAAUCUGCACUACCCACGCAUGUAUACCACGCAGGAGAGUGUAACUGCAAUCAUUGGAAAACUGAACUUGUUUAAGCAAACAAGUUGGAUUUUCUGCAAUGGACGUGUAAAUGAAGAGGAUGACACAGACAAGCCACUAACACCCAGUGAAUGGCUUAAAAAACGCUCUGGUGAUGUUAACAACAUGGUUUCAUUGCUUUGCAACCCAGAUUUGCUUUCCAAGGAUAGACUCCUGGUAUUCAUCCUUCACUCACCAGUAACUGACAUCUCAAGCCCUAUUUUGGAGACCUUCUGUGCAAUCUAUCGCACGCUGGAAGGGGUUGACAAUAUGUUAUGCAUCUGCAAAAACUCCAAUAUAUUCAGUCACUGGCAGCACCUGAUUAAGGUUCGCUGUAAAGAGGAUAUCACCAGUAUAUGCAUCCAUGAACUGAGUCUGAAUGAAAUAUCAAGCACCAUCAAAAAGCUUAAAGAACCUCAAACACAAUCUUCCAUGAGAUUCUUGCCCUCCACUGGCUCAAGCUCUGUGCUGCUGGCAAAAAAAGAUGAGGAGCUUAUGACUGUUUUGGACAUCUUGUGUGAAAAUGAAUGUCAGAACACAGAAAUUGAAACAAAGGAUUCCUUUCAGGAGUUCAAAAUGAAAAUAGAAGAGGACUUUUACAGAGGAGGACAGGUCUCAUGGUGGAACUUUUACCUUUCUGAGAAGAAAGACAGCCUACCAUUCAUCAAACGAGACAAAUUCAAUGAGCUACAUGACCUGAUCACACCUGUGGAAGGCUACAAAUUUCCAUGUGUUAUGAUCAAUCUCUUCCAUCACCCUGGAUGUGGGGGAACAACUCUAGCAAUGCAUGUUCUUUGGAACUUGAGGCAUAAAUUCAGAUGUGCUGUUGUCAAAAACAACAUGGCAACAAAUAAUGAAAUUGCAUCCCAGGUCAUGAUGCUGUUGACAUAUGGUAAACAGGAGCAGUCAAGAUAUACACCUGUUCUCCUCUUGGUGGACAACUGCGAUGAUGUAGAGGACCUAAAGCAGUGCAUACUCAAUAGUGUCAGGCAGCGACAUAACAGUCUAAUGGUAAUAAUACUAAACUGUGAGAGGAGCCAGUUCCCUGACGAGAGCUCCAUGAGUAGUCGCAUUGCGAAUGUGUUCAUCACCAACAAGUUGUCAGUCAAAGAGCAGAGUUUGUUUUCUGAGAAGUUGGAACAACUGAAAAACUACCAUAGAAAACCUGAGACCUUCUAUGCCUUCAUGAUCAUGACAAAUAAUUUCAGUGAGGCGUAUAUCACGAAAGUGGUAAGCAACAUUGUUAAAGAUCUUGACAUCACUACCCAAAAGGGUAGGCUUUUCUCCUUCCUAGCUUUGCUAAACAGGUAUGUCAAUGGAUCCCAUAUGUCACUCUCUUUGUGUGAAGAGUUACUGGGGAUAGGGAAUGCUCUGUGGAAGAAAGAAACUCUUGAUGAUGAAAUGAAUCCCUAUUCUACACUGAUGAUCACUUUCACUGUCGAAGAGCAUGGCACCUAUCGAGCAGUACGAUUCUUACACCAAAUGAUUGCUAGGAAGUGUCUUGAAUUCCUUACCAAGAAAUACAAGGUUUCUCUGGCUGAGAUAGUUAUAAAUAUUUUGCACUGUGACAGACUCUACAAAUCAUGCAUGGGAAAGGAUUUCCUGGUCCAAAACAUCCAAAGCAUGCUCAUCACACGUCACCGAAAAGCACAAGGAGAUGACAAAGACACAUUGUUUUCUCCAUUGAUUGAAGACAUAGAUGACGAGGAAGGACCUGACAAAAUCAAAGAAGUCUUAGAAGGGGCCACAGAGAGGUUUGACAGAAGUGCAACAUUGCCACAAGCACUUGCAAGACACUUUUGCUUGAAAGAAAAAGACUUUAAGUCUGCCCUCAAGUGGGCUUUGGAUGCACAAGGGAAAAAUUCUAAUUCCUACAUUGCUGAUACAGUCGGACAAGUGUACAAGAGCCACCUUAAAAAGGAAAUUGAACAUUCUGAGCAUCCCACUCCUGAAGCACUUGACAAGUGCUUAACAUUAGGAUUCAAGGCUGUAAAUGCAUUUCGGGAUUCACAGGAGCUAGCCAAGAAAGAUGAACAAGUAGAUCCGUUUGAUCUAUACACCAGAAAGAGACCAAAGUCCUACAAUAUAUCCGGCUAUGUUGGAGAAACAGAAGUCAUGAUGGCUCUUCUUGACAUCAUUAAAGAUAUUCCUCUUUUUGCUGCCAGUGAAAGACAUAAAAGAGAUCAAAUGCUACAGUUUCUCAGAGAUCACCACCCAUUGAGCAAUUUAUAUGAUCACAGCAACACAACCAUGAACCAGUUUGUGGCUGUCCUGAUAGACCAUGAGAAAUUCCUGAUCUCAUUGAAGUCAAGGCUGAAAGAAAUGUUCUGUUUUUUUGAGACCUACUUCCAAUACCUAAAGCCUAGGUCACAGGAGAGGGAAUUAGCUGAUGAAAGACACAAACGAAAAGUAUCUGAGUACUUCAAAAGGUACAUUCAAAUAUUCAGUAGUUCGGAAGAGGAGAAAGCAUCUGAAACAGCCAGUAAACCCAAACUGAGUCUUCAUCAGACCAUUGUGGAGCAGAGGUAUUAUCUGGAAAUGAAGCGAGCAGACUCGUUUGCUGGACUUCUGCAGUGCUUGAGUGACAAAAGUGGGAUGGAAAUGGAGCAUAUUCUCAAAAAGUGGCAGUUUAUAUUUGACAACUCACCCAGAGGAUGUGUUACAGAUACAGUCAACUUCAUCCUGGCCAACAUAGUUCUGCACAACAUCAAGUCCUCUUCCAAACUGCUGAAAAAAUAUGAAGAUUUGGUUGGCCUUCUGAAUGAAGAACUGCAAAAGGAGGGUACUCAUUCAAAAUUAACAGAGCUGUACUACCUCUCCAUGUUGCUCAUGUGGCCUACACAAGACCGAAAGCUUGACAACUCUGCGACAUACAAAAAUAUCAGCACGUACAUCGCAUCAGCAAAAAAAUCUUUUCAUCGGCGCUUCUCUCACAUGUUUCCAGCAAGGAGUUCUAUUGCUCACUUCUUCCUUGGGAAAUCCAGUGGACUUAAGCGAAUAGUUUCCAAAGUGAGACUUGAUCAAAUGUUGAAGAAGGAAGACUCUUGCAGUAGCCAAAGUAGUCAAUCACGUAACCUUCACUAUCUCUGGCAGAGUGGCGCAGCAUGGAAUGAGCCGGAGGUCCAGAGGAAGCUAUUAAGGAUUAAAGGGAAAUCAGAAAAUGGUGACAUUUAUGUCAACUAUGGUGGCAACAUGAAAAUGCAGGUGCGUCCUGUUUACCUGGGUGAUAUUCGCAGUGGACACAGUCGGGAAGAUGUGUCUUUCUACCUUGGAUUCACCAUGGAAGGUCCUGUGGCCUAUGAUAUUAAGUAUGAAAAUGACCAAGGAACAAAUUUAACUUGCAGAUAUUAACAGUUGUUUACCUGCAAACAUUUACAUAAAGAGGGUGGACAAAAAAAUAUCAGCCACGUUAAAAAACCCAAGGAAGUGGUAUAACCGUUUCAUGAUUAUGAGCUCAUUUUACAAUAGCAUGAACACAUGGAAAUAAAACACACUGUAUCUCACAGAUUAAAAACCCACAUUCAUAAUCUUCUUGACCAAAUGUCAUUAAAAAUAGAAUAGAAAGAGGUACAGUGCUCUACCAAACUAAUAGGUGCAUCCUUGGAAAUUAAUUAUCAGUCUUUGUGGUAUAUUUCAUAGCAGUGAAACUGAUCACCAGUUAAGAGCUAAAAGAAACACUCAACAUUAUGGGUGACUAGCUGUGGGUUACCCUGGCUGCCUUCUUUACACGGAGUCCAACUGAUUUGAGAAUCUAACCAUUUAAACAGUUAAUUAUGAUUACAGACUGAAGGAACAUUAAACAAUGCUGAGCUUAUAUUGGAUACAUUGUUUAUUUCAUCAUCAUUUUUAUGUCAUUAUAUAUGCUUAUAUAAUUUUCUACCUUUGUUAAAGUGGCCAUACAUUUAAAAUAAGUUACUCUGUUAUUUGAGUUAGUCCGUGAACCACAUACUAGCCACUUAAGACAACCGAGUUCAGCUACAAGUUGGUUUAUUACCGACAUUGCUGAGGGAUAUUCAAAGUAAUUUUUAACUUUUUAAUGCAUUAUAUUUGCCAUUGAGAAAGACAUUUUUAAACAUUUAGAAUCUGUAGUAUUUUCUCACAGAGACCUCAAUAAUGGGAAAACCCAACCCUACAUGCACGUGUCUUUUACUAAAACUGAGACUGAUGUCUUAAUUUAUGGUGUUAUGUCAUGUUUAUCUCUGCUCAGUCACGAUUUGCUUAAUAUACUCUGUUUCAUGUUCAUUUUUAAAGAUUGUUGCAAUUUAAUUUAGAUAUUUGUAGAGCUUACAUAGUGUUGUAUUGAAGUUAAGUUCACAGACGUACGUGUAUACAUUUGACGUCAUGAUGAUAUGAUGUACUGUUAAAUACAGAUAUUUUUGUCAAAG
Molecule: messenger RNA, 6416 nt
Organism: Xiphias gladius (swordfish)
Lineage: Eukaryota; Metazoa; Chordata; Actinopteri; Istiophoriformes; Xiphiidae
Product: sterile alpha motif domain-containing protein 9-like
Exons: 4
Coding region: 376-5382 (1668 amino acids)
Cellular component (GO): cytoplasm
Molecular function (GO): protein binding
Source: RefSeq, a predicted model, not a curated record